UAAGUGGCCGGAUGUUGGUUUGUUUUGCCAAACUCGCUGUUUUCAUCGAUAACAUGUAGCUUCCUAGGUUGCACGUUAUUCGUGAUAUUCAUCCAUUUAUGUUUAACUGAAGAGCAAAUAAUGUAAUCUGCUACGAAUGGUGACCUAUUCCAAUAUUUUUUUCGAAUAGAGACCUUCAAAUUCCCCCCUCUUUCCUCAUAAGUGCGUUUUAUUAGUUCGUCUACGGAUCAAAUAUGAACGUUUCUAUCCGCAGUCAGUUUUAUACACCAAGGUAUUGUUUGAAGUCAAUGAAGUUAUACUGUAGUUCUUAGUGCCUGGCGUGUAUGCAGGGUCCCAGGUUAUGGAAGGCGUCACAAGGUAACGUCAGGAAUGAGACUGGUUGGGGAUAUUUCUUUGAGAAUGAAAAUAGGAUUAUUCCCCCAUCAUGAAUGCAUAUAUCCACUACAUUUACAUUAAUUCUUCCAUGUGUGUUUCGUUCUGAGUGGUUGUUGGCCAAUAGCACCAUGUUCUGAAAGGUCAUGCAUGCAGCCUGGCCUCUAACCUGCAAUUUUUUUACUUUUACAAAAAGGCUACAGCGCCAUUGUCCUACUAGUAGGUGCAGGCUCUUCAUCUAGCCUACAUUUUUCCCUACUGCCUCCAACACCUGAGAGUUCCCUAUGUUAACUCUGUUGAGUAUGUUUUACUAUAUCUGUCUGCGGCGACGCUCCAGGAGUGGAACUCGUGGUGAGGCAUUGACAAGUCGGCGAGCAGUGGAGUCUGGCCAACGGGCAAUAUUGCCUGUCAGUGUGGAGGUGGAGCAGUACACGAAGGAAGUUUUGGACUUUAGCUCUCAUUAUGGCAGUGAGAAUAGUAUGUCCUACACUAUGUGGAACCUGGCUGGUGUACCUAAUGUCUACCCCAGCUCUGGGGAUUUUACACAGACUGCUGUGUUCAGAACUUAUGGAACAUGGUGGGAACAAUGUGCCAGCGCUCCACCAUGCUUCCGGCGCACCCCGAAAGGUUUCUACAGUCAGGAUUAUAUUGAGCUGGGCUUUGAAGAGCCUGUUUACCCUACAGCUGUGGAGGUGCUUGAGACUUACUAUCCAGGAGCCAUUGUACAGAUUCUAGCCUGCUCGCAUAACCCCUUUUCCCAAAAUUCACCCACGGAUGUCAGAUGGGAGGUGUUGUGGUCAGGAGAGCCCACUAAGGUGCUGGCACCACAGGCUCGCCAGUUUUCACCGAACAUCAAGCACAUCAGUUUUCCCACCAACCUACUACGCCUGGAAGUCAACAGCUCUCUUCUGGAUUACUAUACUGAACUGGAUGCCGUAAUCCUACGCGGUGUGAAAGAGAGGCCCCUGCUUGCGCUAUACAAAAUGCCUGUCAUCGACAUCAUUGACCUGAGUGACAGCGAGGAGGACCUGUCUGAUUUGGGAGGUCCUUUCAGACAGGGUCCAGAUCGCAGGACAGGAAACGGCUACUUUGACAAACUACCCUAUGAGCUCAUUCAGUUGAUACUGAGCCACCUGACCUUGCCAGACCUGUGCCGUCUGGCCCAGAGCUGUAAGAUGCUGCACCAGCACUGUUGUGACCCACUACAGUACACCCAGCUGAGUUUGCAGCCCUACUGGGCCAGACUGAAUGACACCUCCUUGGGACACCUGCAGAGCCGCUGCACACACUUACAGAGGCUUAACCUUUCUUGGACUGGCAACCGUGGAGCUCUCACCCUGAAUAGCUUCAGCAGUUUCAUGAAGGUCUGUGGACUCAGUCUAGUGCGUCUGGAACUUUCUUGCUGCCAUUUCCUGAAUGAGGCCUGUUUGGAGAUCCUCGGCCAGACUUGUCCAGGACUGCAGGAGCUAAAUCUGGCCUCCUGCGACCGCCUUCCCCCACAGGCCUUCACACACAUUUCCAAACUUACAUGCCUCCGCAGACUGGUGCUCUAUCGUACCAAGAUUGAGCAAACAGCUAUUCUUAGCAUCCUGACCUUCUGCAUUGAGUUGAAACACCUGAACCUCGGGAGCUGUGUCAGGAUUGAAGACUAUGACGUUGUGGCCAGUAUGCUUGCUACUCGAUGCCGCUCACUAUGUUCACUGGACAUCUGGCGCUGCAGAAACCUGACAGAUCGUGGCCUGAAUGAGCUUGUCUCUGGCUGCAGAAUGUUAGAGGAGCUGGACUUGGGCUGGUGUCCCACACUGCAGAGCAGCACUGGAUGUUUCCAGCAUCUGGCCCGCAGUUUACCACAUUUACGCAAGCUCUUCCUCACUGCCAACCGCACAGUCCGUGACUCGGACAUUGAGGAGUUGGCUUCCGGCUGUCCCUUACUACAACAUCUGGACAUACUGGGUACACGGCUUGUGAGUGCUGCCUCGUUGAAGAAGCUCCUCCAGUCAUGCCCACAACUGCUCCUCCUGGAUGUCUCAUUCUGCUCGCAGAUCGACACAAGGAUAGCCCAAGAGCUAUCGAGCCUCUUCCCCAGUGUAGCCAUCAAAAGGAGUUUCACACACUGACCUCAGCAUAGUCUCAUUUCUCUCUGCACCGGAGUGGUAGGAGGAGACAAAAGGGUGUGCAUCAGAAGAUGGAGCAAUGCUUCUGUGUAUUCUAUUAGUGGUCAGUAAAUAUGGCAGUCAAACUGACGAUACAGUGGAACAGAAAGAAACAACCACAGGGCUAAAAUGUGAGACACAAUUACUGAUGGACACUGGAGUGAAGCAUGUUCAUCUUGGUAGAAUAUGAAAUACCACUUUUGAAUAGGCUGUAUGACUUUGACUUACAAAAAGAGGUUCACCAGAACAUCACUCAAGGCAAAUGAAACCAAUUGUGAAACUCAAUCUUGGUUGCCAACUGCUGGGAAGGUAGCAAAAGGACUUUAUGUGUAAUGACAUCCAUCUUGUAUGAUAAAUGAUCAGAGCUUUGGUCAGUGCCUUCUCAGAAUGACCAUUAAACCAGCACUAUUAUGUGCAAGUAUGAUAGACAUCACACCAUUUUGAUGGGAAGAUCUGGCCACUUUGUUUCAGUUAUCAAAAAUCACAGAAGAUACUACUGCAGUGGAUAUGAAAAGACAGAGCUGUUCAAAUGCCAGGUUUUUUGGUAUGAAAAAAUUAGACCAAUAUAAAUCAUUCCAAAAUAUUUUUUUCCUUUAAAAGGAUUGCAGGAGUACCAUAAGUUCUUAUGUAUAAUAUGCUCUUUAGUAUAAUGUGCACCCCCAUAAUUGACUCUCAAAAUCAGGAAAAUCCUUCUUCCUAUGUUUCUUGGAAACGUAUGACUUUCUAUCCAUGGCUGUAUAUAUAUGCAAUAAAUAUUAGUGGCGGUCCUCUCCUAAAUAAUGUUUUCUAAUUAAGUCCAGUCAGUAUUGUAUCAAUACUAAGGUAUGCUUGUUCUUCGGCUAGUAUAGAUUAGUGUGGCGCACCGGGGUGUUUAGUUUUACCAUUGUGGUCUUGUGGAGAUGUUUUCCAUUUUGAUUUCUUUUCUUCUUGAUCACAAGCACAUUAGCUAGUUUGCCCACUGUACUGAACGCUCGAGAAGUUAUGUGCUCAGAUAGCACAUUAACUCCUGGUGUGGAAAAAAAAAAAAAAAAGGUGCACAGGGCAAAUAAACAUAUAAACUCUACCAACAGUCACAUUUUUACAGCAAUUUAUGAUACUAGGGGACUAACUGACUUAAAACAGCAUUUUAACAACGUACAAUGGUGCUCCGCACACUCAGACAUCGGUUAGCAAGCCGCCGUGUUUUUUAUAUUGGGGUCAUUGUUGACGUGAUCGUGGUGGAUUGCUUUCAGAUGAUUUCAAAAUGUGCCUGGUGCCAUUCUUUAGUUGUUAAAAUGCUGUUUUUAAGUCAUUUAUUCGGUUAUUCCAUAAAUAUUUUUAAUAAUGGGAAUGCUAAUCAAGAUUGUGUGAUUCUCCCUCUGCAGCUUUUCUUGUCUUAACUAUUUUUUAUUAAUACAGUAAUCCAUACGUUACUAGUAAUUCUUUAAUAGUUCAGUCAAAACUAGGGCGCAUCACAACCUCAGUGCUCACACACAAUAAAGGAGUGGCUAAAUUAACAUUUUAUAUGCGAACCAAAAUGAUGUAAACCUAUAAGUUACAUUUAAAAGUCAUACUUAUAUGCACUUAUUCCUCAUUUCACUUUGAAGGAAUGUUAUUUUACUAUACCUAUGUAUAAUGCACAAUUGACUUAAAGAUUUAUUUUUUUUAGCGGUGGGGGAAGUGCGUUACAUGGCAAAAAUUACAGUCAACUCACAAUGCCUUUUUUUUAUAAACUAUACAUUGUAUGUGCCUCCACCAAUCCAAUCAAAGUAUUCUGUUUAAUAUUGCAUUUGUGGAGUAAGAAUUCAACAGAAUAAUUUAUCAAUUUCUCAGGUGGCUGCCAUUUUAGACAUCACCCUCGACCGGCCAUCAAAAUUAAUGUCACAAUUACCUUCGAAAACACUGCUUACGGUACGAGAUCAAAUCCGGAAAACAGGCAAGCGCCUUUCUUAUCCUAACCUGAAGAAAAAUGUUCUAAUUAACAUCAACUGGCAGCGCACACAGGUCUCAUUUGGUUGCGUGACGUAGGGCCGUUGUAACGUUCAUUUCGGUUGCCAGCAAAGGAUGAUAUGGGCCAAAAUGGCAGCUCACUUAAAUUGAUUAGUAGUCAGUUUAAUUCUUAUUCAUGUCAGGAAAUAUGAACCAGAAAAACAUUUUUUUGAUCAUGGUGGCAUAUACAACUGGGAGUACGACUAACGUGUAUUUUAGUAAUGGAUUAUCUGUCGAUUUUUUUUUUUUUUUUUUGAUUAACCAAUGACUCAGAAUUUCUAAAAAAGACAAAACCAACUCAACAUACAAAAUAAACUGAAUAUGGUUUCCAAUUGGGAUUUUUCCCAAAACUUCUAAUUCCGAAAAUGCACAAGCAUAAAUUCAACAUGAUUCAGUUGCCAGUUUGCUCUGUCAAAUAUAAAAAAAAUGUGCAAAACGUUAAUAAUCAGUGGGACACAACUUGAUGUUAUUGGUUUUUUCUUGAUUUGAGGCAAAGUUUCUCUAUACCUCCAUUUUUCUAGCAAAGCGCAAAUGUUCUAUACUAAGUACAGACUGCUAUUUGGAACUAUUCAUAAUCCGGCCCAAUUUGAAUAAGACUCCAAAUUCCAGCUACAGAAAAACAGCUCGAACCCAUGAUGCUAUCAAUACCAUGCGUCACUGUUGUUCUUUUGGUGAGGAAAACUGCCCUGUUUGCGCACACCACAACCCUCGUGAGGAUAAGCGGAACGGAAAAUGUACGGAUGAAGUUCCCACUUAAGUUUCAGUGAGUUAUUCGAGCACAUUUUCCCUUCGUGGAUUUGUCAAUGUUGUUUUUGCCAACUGUGGCCAUGCUUAAAUUCUUUUCUUUGUAAAAUAGGGCUUCUCUCUUGCCAAUCCACCCCUUAACCCGAUAUAGCGUAGGAAGAACAUUGUCACGUGUACUAAAGAGCCAGUACUUUUCAGAAAUUCCUGAAGCUCUUUCUAUGUUGCAUGUUGGCCUCCGUGAGCAAUUUUAUUUUUUCUCCUUUUUCCAGCAAUUUUGGAGGGAUGUCCAGUUCUUCCUAGUCUCACUUUCGUGCCAUAUUUUCUCCACUCGAUGAUAUGUGUCUUUACAGUGUUACCUGGUAUAUUUAAUACCUUGUAAAUUCUUUUUCUACCCUUCUCCUCCCUGAUACUUUUGAAAAGUGAAAUUCUUCUAAUGUUGCGGAAGCUUUUGGUGGACCAUUUCUUGUGCUGUAAACAAUGGUGGCAACCACAUUGUCAGGAAAACCUUGGUAAAAACAUUUGAACUUAAUUUUGGGUUAAUCAGUGAUACUUGAAAUUGUGGCAGGCAUUUGCUGACUUCCACUGAACAUAAUGCUGCCAUUGGGCAGAGUCCUUGGAUCUGCAAGACAAUCCCUUUUAUGAAACCAAAGCAACAGCAUGUUUGUUGGAGUUUGUUGUUCAUCAAAGGAGAACAAGCCAUUUUGUCGAUAAUUUGACACAGACCCAUGUGGGGAUAGAGUGGGAAUAUAGAUUUAGAAAAAAUUUGGACAUAUGAGGUUCGACCUGAUGCCAUCAAUGACUUGGAUGUGAUUAGGUGUUAAUUCUUAAAACAGCCAAUUGUCUAAUCAUAGAAGGGUGUGGACACUUGAGCAACCACAAAAACUCAGUUGUUUGUUUUUGCUUCCCCACUCUUUGCAAUUACGUUCUGAAGGUUGUAGGUCAAUGAUGUAUGUUUUAAAAUUAUGAAAAAAAUUUAUUUCACAAAAACAUGGCUUUUUGACAGGGUGUGUAGACUUUUAUGUCCACUGUAUAUAUGUAUUCAAGUUUCUUUAUUCUGCAUUUUACUUAGGACUGUGGUCACUUAAACUAUAAAUGCCUAUUCAUCAUAUACUGUUGGCACGAAGAUCUCCUCCUUCAGAAUUUCAGCUUUUAAAAGAAAAAAAAAAUGGAAAUUGAACUAUGACAUCAUUCAAGCAACACCAGAAGUAUUUUUCAAAUUACAGACCAGCAAUUAAAGAAAAUCGCAAAUUGAUGACCCUAAAUGAGUCAACCUUGUGUUAAAGGAAGUCUAUGCGUCAGUGGCCAAUAAAUUAAAAACAUUGAAUAGCUGGCACAGCUUUAGUAUUUUAUUUGCAUACAAUUUCAUUUUAAAUGAAACAGCGAACAAAUAGCAUUGAUUGUCUGCUGCCAACAGUACAGAUCUAAAUGAUUACAAACAGAAAUGUAGAGGAAUUAGUGCCAACAAAUAUUUGUUUUCCACUCAUACAAAAAUCCUUUCUUUUCAGACUGACUGAUCCACUCUAUAAUUUAAAAAGGUAGCGGAACAUCACUUAAAUAUGAGCCCACCUAUUCAUCUGCUUUGAUUGUGUGGCUGCACUUUUCCAACGACACUUAAACGCAGCAUCAGUCAAAACAGGGUGAUUAUUAAAGUAACUAGAACCAAUUUUCCUCUUAAGAUGACAGAAGCGUUUUCUGUUGCCCUCUCUACGAUCUGAGCCACCAGUCACUGCUGUUUGUACGUUUAGUUGCUUGGCAACCAAAGAGAAGUUACACUUUACAGAUUUGAACCUAAAAUGAGACUGCGUGAAUACUGUUUUGACCACUAUUUGUUGUGAAUCUCAGGGGUUCAUCUUGUUUUGCUUUUUGUACUGCCUUUGCUACAUUACAACAAGCAAUGAGCUUUGUUUAUAAUUUAUCUUUUAUUCAAACUGUAAUUUUGCAGAUUGUCUAUUAACUAUAUCUUGGAACUUUUAGAAUGGUGUCAUCAAAUCCCUAUUCAUGAAUUCCAAGAUAUUUCAUGUUUGCAAUGUAUACAAUUUUCUCUCAGCAUCAACUUGUUGGCCGUUGUUGGUCUCCUAUACGAAAUUGACAGAAUUGAAAGUCCUGUUUAGUUUUGCGUUAAAGUCACUUGCACAGCUGCCACACUUAAAGAUAAAUAAUGGGGUGUGGGGGGGCACCUCCACUACAAAAGUGAUUCAAGAGUAGAGGCUGUGUCCCUGAUACCAAAGUAUUUUUUGCAUUGUGCAUAACAUGUUGGUACUAAAUGAGUUGAAUUCUGUAUAUUUGUGCCUUAUAUUCUGUCUUGAAUAUUGUGUGACGUGUUUUAGUUUUUGUUUGAUGAGUUGUAUCACCACCAAAGUCAUAUGGAGGUACAACUCAACUUGUUUAAUUGCCACCUCCCAUAUAGCAACCAUUUCACUUUUAUCCACAAUACUGUAUUUCUCUUUUUUUUUUUCAUUUGGGAUUUUUUUUUAGCUCCACAAUUUCUGUAUUAUCUGCUGAAAUACUAAUUUUGUGGAACACAGGGCUUUGUGUUUUGUGAUAUUAUAUAUGAGUAGUGAUUUAAAAGACCCAAGUGAUGGUGCAGGACACAAAUUCUAUUUCAAAUAAGAGUGUACAGAUACAGCAAAUUGAGAUUAAGGAUGUCAGUGAUACCAUCAUAAGUAUCCAAGUAUAAUAAUUUGGUUAUUGUUAGUAAACAUGCAACUCUUCAUCACAUUAAAAACAUCAACAUGAACGUUUCUAAAUUUAAACAAAGUGUUAUUGCAGGUUACAUGCACAUAGUGGACUGGAUUUCCUGGUUGAUACACACCAACUUAGACCAGUCAAUCAUUGGCUAUGCUUGAUAUUAAAAAUAAUAGUGUAUA
Molecule: messenger RNA, 8104 nt
Organism: Syngnathoides biaculeatus (alligator pipefish)
Lineage: Eukaryota; Metazoa; Chordata; Actinopteri; Syngnathiformes; Syngnathidae
Gene: fbxl4
Product: F-box and leucine-rich repeat protein 4
Exons: 9
Coding region: 657-2489 (610 amino acids)
Biological process (GO): SCF-dependent proteasomal ubiquitin-dependent protein catabolic process
Cellular component (GO): SCF ubiquitin ligase complex
Molecular function (GO): protein binding
Source: RefSeq, a predicted model, not a curated record